Messenger RNA from Manis pentadactyla (Chinese pangolin), 3536 nucleotides. It is a transcript of the gene FIBIN, whose product is annotated as fin bud initiation factor homolog. NCBI's taxonomy places the organism in Eukaryota, Metazoa, Chordata, Mammalia, Pholidota, Manidae. The transcript has a single exon. The record is from RefSeq and is a predicted model, not a curated record. Bases 434 to 1072 code for a protein of 212 amino acids.
CCAAAGGAAAACUCCACAUUCCCACCCAGUCCAAGAGUUGAAACAGUAUCGGAGGGCGAGAGCCUUUCUCUCCAGCUACAGACUCCAUCUCCCAGGAGCAAGGAGGAACUCCGCGGGGGGGAGGGGGGCAACAGAGCCCACGUCCUGCCAGAGCCUGGAAGCAGCUCCGGCCAGUGACUCCGCCAGGAAAAAGCCGGCUGAGCUCCAGGAGCACAGCGCGAAGGUGCAUCGUGCGCUCUGCAGCCUUGCUUCCCAGGCGCGGGUGUCACAGCCACAUGAAGCCUGCUGGGGAGGGAGGGCCAGGGUGCAGCAAGCCGAUUGGGACCGAGGCUGACGUCGUCUCAGGGAGGCUCUGACUCCCAAGGGGACCCCCUUCCUCUUGCCUGGGUGAAAAAUCUUCUUCAGGGGUCCCCGGUCAUCCUAGAUAUCCAGGAUGGUGUUUCUGAAGUUCCUCUGGGUGGGUUUCUUCUGCCGCCUGUGCCAGGGCUACUUUGAUGGCCCUCUCUACCCGGAGAUGUCCAAUGGGACUCUGCACCACUACUUCGUGCCCGAUGGGGACUAUGAGGAGAACGACGACCCCGAGAAAUGCCAGCUGCUCUUCAGGGUGAGUGACCACCACCGGCGCUGCUCCCAAGGGGAGGGGAACCCUGCCAGCGGUCUGCUGAGCCUCACCCUGCGGGAGGAGUUCACCGUGCUGGGCCGCCAGGUGGAGGACGCUGGGCGCGUGCUAGAGGGCAUCGGUAAGAGCAUCUCCUACGACCUGGACGGGGAAGAGAGCUACGGCAAGUACCUGCGGCGGGAGUCCCACCAGAUCGGGGAUGCCUACUCCAACUCGGACAAGUCCCUCACUGAGCUGGAAAGCAAGUUCAAGCAGGGCCAGGAACAGGACAGCCGGCAAGAGAGCAGGCUCAACGAGGACUUCUUGGGGAUGCUGGUCCACACCAGGUCCCUGCUGAAGGAGACGCUGGACAUCUCUGUGGGGCUCAGGGACAAAUAUGAGCUGCUGGCUCUCACCAUCAGGAGCCAUGGGACCCGACUAGGUCGACUGAAGAAUGAUUAUCUGAAAGUGUAGGUGGAAGGCAUACCUCCUGGAGAGGGCAUCGAGUAAGACCCCUUGUAGAGGGUGGGAGACAGAAGAUGGGGCUAAUAUUUCCCUUAUUCUUAUUAUUUUUUUAUAUCUGGAUUUGCACUUGGAGAAUAAUCUGACAUGAUCUUUUAAAAGGAAGAAGUGAGAGUUGAGUGAUGCGGAUUUUGUACUUUAUUUAUGUUAUUGCUAUUGAUUUAUUAUCUGGAAAGAAUUUAAAGCCAUGCCUCCCACAUUUCCUGAAGGGUUUAUAACUGCAGAGACACCUGUUUCAUUCAUAUCUAGAAGGACACAGUUGAUGCAGUAGGGACGGAUUAAACUUCCCUACCCUGGAGAUUAUGUGAAAUCAUCCAGGAAACAUAAGGCAUAGCUCCGUUCCACCCUCAGCCUUCUCUCUUGGGCUCUGCAAGCUGUCAAAAUUGCCUGUUAUCAGAUGAGGUCCAAGGCGCUGCUCUGCAGGCUUGCCAGAGGAUGGAAGUUUCUCCUUCUCCUUUUCUCUUUUAUUUAUUAACCAUGGUCUCCAAGGUUUUGUUUUUAGCUUUUUGUUUAUUUUGUGGGUUUUUUGUUUUUGUUUUUAUAUUUGUUUUGGUAAGAGUACUGGCUAAAAAUUGUAAACAAAUCAUCCUUUACAGGGAGAUGUCUGAGGUGUCUCUUUGGGUGUGUGUACGUUAAAAUGGCCACAUUUAAGAAGUCUAAGCUAGCUUUGUGGUGGUUACACACCCAUGUUGAUAUGCUGAGUUUCUAUGUCGCUCAUUGUGUCUGUAGCACUGUGUCAUCAGUGCUACAGCCCAUUACAAAGAAAUAGGUUGUUUGAACACACUCUCAAAUGCCUAGGAUUUAAAUUACCAAUGUUUUGUUUCUCAUUUGGGGGUUUUGCUUCUGUUUGCUUAUUGGAAACUUGUACUUUAAGUAGAGGGAAUUCUAAAUCUAGUAACACCUUAAUUAAGUUCUAUUACUCAGCCAAUAAAUACGCUCUUAUAAUACUGGCUUAUUUUCUCAUUUGUAUCCAUAACUUUCAUAUUGUAAAUAGGAGCCAAUGCAAAAGGAAAGGAAAGGAUGGGAUUUAAGCCACUUUACUUGGAGUAGAGGUAAAGGUGGCAGAGAGAUAGCUACAUAUUUGACAAUCCUCCCUUCCCUGGGCGCCCUUACCACUCUCAAAAGGAAAGAAGCCAUUCCAGAACUUUAUCUCUGCUGAUCUGCCUAAAACUCCAAUUUUCUCCAGCUUUUCCUAUAGAAUCAAUUGGAAAAGUGUAUGACAAGAGUGUACUUUAUUUACCCUCAUAAUGCUAAGUUAUAGUAACUAUAAUAAUCUUUAAUAAUUUUGAAGCCAGUUCUCUGUUAUUUUAAUGCAUGGUUCAAAAAGGUAGAAAUGCACUUUAUUUCAUAUCGUUCCCUGACCAAUUCUCACCCUCACUUUAAGUAUGCUUUCCUUUCACACACACACACACAGAUACACAUAUGCAGGAAAAUAAAUAAAUGUUCAUAAUCUGCUCUUCAAUAGUGAGCCAGUUUUUUCUCUCCCAUGUAUGAGGAAUACAUAGCUUUCUAUUCCUAUGAAGUGUCCAGUAUCCUCCUAUUUCAGAUGCCCAAAAAGUAGCUGAUCCUUAGCUAGUUGUAACAGUUCCAGGUCUCUUCAGUUUAAGUACAGAACUUUCCUAACUGCUUUUUUCAAGGAAGCUGACAGAUGAGAGGGAACGGCCUGAGGCCUGAAUCUUUGCAUCACUACCUCACUGUUUAAAAUAAAGAAAGACAACAUAUGAAAUAAUAUUUAAAAUACUCAUUUAUAAUUUCAUAACCAAAGGACCUGCUUUUAGCUGCUGCUACAUUGGUGUGUGGGAAGAAGAUAAAAGAUCAUUUAUAAGGGGUUUCUUCUUUAUUCCAUGAUGAGAAAAAGAUAAUAGCAGAGGCAAAAGAGAUGAUAUUUGGUGGUUGAAUGAUUGUAAUUUGUAGUCACAGCCCCUCAUAUCUCGAAAUUUUCAUAUCACUCACAUCACAGUGCUCAAGUGAAUUCACAGACCUAUUAAAUAUCUCCUUGAUUUUCCCAGCUGUAAUAGAAGACUAUUAGGCAUGUGAUAUGGAUGGAAAACUGGUUUCUUUAUGCAUGAUAAUUGCAAUCAAUCCAUUGGUAAUGUUUGCAUAUCAUAUUAUGUUAAGAAGGAGUUAAAAGACACAGAAGGAAAAAGUGCUGUCCCCAAGUGGAGAUGCCUGUCACGGAAUCAGAACGGGGAGUGGUGACACAUCUGCUGCACAUUUGAAAGCCCUGAAAUAAGAGUAUGUACGAGGCCCUUUCCAGUGGUAACAUUCUGUGAUUCCUACAAAACCAGAACGAAAUUAUCUGACAUUGAAUCAUCCAUUCAAGGCUAGAUGUACAGCCAGUAAUCCCACAGUCUUGUGUAAAUGGCCCCAGAGGGUAAAUGGGAAUUUCUAGGUGGAUAGAAGGAGCCCCUGGACU